Molecule: messenger RNA, 1848 nt
Organism: Peniophora sp. CBMAI 1063
Lineage: Eukaryota; Fungi; Basidiomycota; Agaricomycetes; Russulales; Peniophoraceae
Source: the annotation of a GenBank genome assembly
AUGCGGCUUCGCGCCUCCCUGUGCGCUGCCGCAUAUUCGGGGUGGAGCCCUCUUGAUCUGCGCAUGAUGGCGGGCCAGCCCUCUACCUCUUGGCAAGAGGUGGGUGAGUUCGUCCAGCCUAUAAAGUGCUGGUUACCUCGAGCCCUCGUUGUCUCUCUUUCGUCCUUCGUUUCCACUUUCCACAGACCAGUCUUUCUUCGCUCUUACGACCUCACGACUAUCUCCCCUACCACUCAUCUACACUCGUCGAUCUACAUCACCAUGCACGCUUCUACCGUUGCUAUCGCCCUCUUCGCUGCCACCCAGGCUGUUCUCGCUGCGCCCACGCCCGCCAGCAACGCCCGCUCGUUUUCUGCUAUCGGCGAUGCUAUCACCAACUUCGCUGAGGAGGUCGUCGGACCCCACAUCGGGAAGCGCGAUCUCGACGAGCGCUCCCUCUCGGCCAUCGAGAACUUCUUCUCAAACCUCAAGCGCGACGAGAACAUCAGCGCUCGCUCGAUCUCCGCUAUCGAGGGCCUCGUGGACGACAUCUUCAACAAGCGCUCUCUUUCGGCGAUCGAGAACUUCUUCUCCAACCUGAAGCGCGAGGAGCUCGACGCACGCUCGCUUUCCGCUAUCGGCGACGCUAUCGGCAACUUCGCUGAGGAUGUCCUCGGUGACCACACGGCGAAGCGCUCGCUCAAGGCGGUCGGCGCUGCUGUGGCUGGCGGUGUCGCUUCUGGCGUCGCUGGUGCCAUCGGCAAUGCUGUCCUGAACAACAAAAGGACUGAAUCUGGCCUCAUGGUCGACUCCGACACGGGCAUCAUCUAUAUGGAUGUGCCCGACGCCAACGAAGGUCGCUCGCUCAAGGCUGUUGGCGCUGCCGUUGCAGGAGGCGUCGCUUCUGGUGUCGCUGGUGCAAUCGGCAACGCCGUCCUCAACAACAAGCGUGGCGAGUCUGGUCUUAUGGUCGACACCGAGACCGGCACGAUCUACAUGGACGUCCCGGGCACCAACGAGGACCGCUCUUUGAAAGCUGUCGGCGCAGCUGUUGCUGGAGGCGUCGCUUCUGGCGUUGCUGGUGCAAUCGGCAACGCCGUUCUGAACAACAAGCGCGGCGAGUCUGGCCUUAUGGUCGAUACCGACACCGGUGUCAUCUACAUGGAUGUUCCGGACGCCAAUGGCGCGCGGUCGCUCAAGGCCGUCGGCACUGCCGUCGCAGGCGGUGUUGCGGCUGGUGUUGCGGGCGCUGUCGGUAACGCCGUCCUUGGUAACAGGGAUGUUCAGGAGACGGAAGCCCGCUCCCUCAAGGCUGUUGGUGCAGCCGUCGCGGGUGGUGUUGCCUCUGGUGUCGCCGGCGCGGUCGGCAAUGCCGUUCUGAACAACAAGCGCUCUGAGUCCGGCCUCAUGGUAGACACCGAUACCGGUGUCAUCUAUAUGGAUGUACCGGAUGCACCCGAUGCUCGUUCUCUCAAGGCGGUUGGCGCUGCUGUCGCUGGAGGUGUUGCCUCCGGUGUUGCAGGUGCAAUCGGCAACGCCGUGCUCAACAACAAGCGCUCUGACUCUGGCCUCAUGGUCGACACCGACACCGGCGUCAUCUACAUGGACAUCCCCGACGCCAACGGUGCACGCUCGUUGAAGGCAGUUGGCACGGCGCUCGCAGGCGGUGCUGCGGCCCUCGCCACGGGCGCCGUUGCCAACGAAGUCCUCGGCAACGACAAGCGCUCUCUGUCCGCCAUCGAGAACUUCUUCGAGAACUUGAAGCGCGACGACUCGGCGCAGGCGAUCAACCACCAGAUCAAGCAGGUCCUCCAGCGCUCCGAGCUCGAGGAGAUGAUGGCCAAGCGCGCAAUUGACGAUCUCGAGUAA